This is a messenger RNA of Scatophagus argus, 3241 nucleotides long. It is a transcript of the gene cuedc2, whose product is annotated as CUE domain containing 2. The transcript has 9 exons. NCBI's taxonomy places the organism in Eukaryota, Metazoa, Chordata, Actinopteri, Scatophagidae. The record is from RefSeq and is a predicted model, not a curated record. The coding region runs from base 408 to 1250 and encodes 280 amino acids.
CCGCGUAAAGUCUAUACGGUGCAAACAACCGAGCUUGGUUUGGCAUCAAGCGUUAACCGUUAGCUAGCAGUUGUUGUUUGCUAGCUAACAACACUAAGCUAGCGCUGUUCCGCUAACAACCUACCGUUAUUUCUGGAUAUGAGGACGAAGAUUAACCUUAUGCUGAAAAAGCACUGAUAAUCUUGAGGAAUCUGACAGGACGUGCAGUAAAUCGCUGUACGAGGUUCAUAAUAACACGUGGAUGUCCUGCUUUUGUUUAGCUAAUGAUAGCGUAUUCGUUCGUAAGUAACCGUUAUCAUCACGUUAGCCGAUAAUAACUAGCAAUGUUAACCUGGCUAACUUCAUUGGUGAUAUUUUUCAAAUGAAUCGUGAAGUCUACCAACUGAUACGGCUUUCACGAGAACGCAAUGGACCUCCACAAAAUUAUCCACAAUGCGCUGUACGAAUUUAUUCGGACUUACAUUCCCGAUGCAGAUCUCAGCACACUAGAUGAUGUUCUUCUGUCUUACAUCACUGGAGUACUGGAGGAUCUUGGCUCCCAGCAGAGUGUUGAGGAGAACUUUGACGUGGAGGUCUUUGCAGAGAUGCUUGAAGCUUACGUACCUGGCUUUGCUGAAAUUGAUAGUGUCAAAGUCUGUGAAAUGAUGUUCAGCCUGGCUUCAAAACUGGCCACUGCUCGGUCCUCAGAAAAUGUGCCUAAGGCAAGGACAGAGGAGAUUUCACUGAAACUCAGCACCCUGCCCACUGAACCUCCUCCAGGAAGAGGAACGCAGUGCCUUAAAACACAGACAGAGGGCGCCACUGCCAAGCUACCAGUGUCUGAGUGGGAGGCCCAGGAGCAACAUCUGCUGGAGAUGUUUCCCAAGUGUAGUCUGUCCGAGGCUCGCAGCGCCCUGUCCAUUGCCAAAGGAGACAUGGAGGAAGCUGUGCGCCUUAUCAUAGAGGGCGACGUCCAACUCAGCCCCACUCCUCUCAAUGUAAACCAUGGGAAGAGUAUUUCCUCACUGGCAGACCAGAAGCUUAAAGAGAGCAUCCUUGAGAAGUACAUGCUGGUGGAUAAUGAGGAUGACAACAAAACACACCGUCCUGUUGCCCCGAAAGAUGCUCCAAAGAAGCUAGUUCGGUACCAUGGCAACCAGGUGGUAACCACAAAAGGAGAGCGAUAUCAGCUUGUCAAGAAAGAUGAGACAGAGGACAUGAAGAAGACAUAUGUCAACCUCAAGCCUGCACGAAAGUACAGAUUCCAUUGAUGACGAGCACAAUACCGUAAGAGCAGCUAUUGAUGAUACUGUUUACACUAUUUUUAUUUAUUAAUUCAUUUAGCUCGGAUUUGUUAGAUUUUUCCCAAGUAAAGGAAAGAUAUUCAUUAGUGUGACGGUGGCUUAUUUUAAAACUUUGUUACCAUUAUAUGCCUUGGUUCAAACUUUACGUGACAGUGUUUCAGUUGCAUCACUUUCUCGAGGAGCUUUUGAAUUUUUGUAUGAUAUUUUGGUGGGGAUGUUGUAACUUGUGUUCUGUGUAACAGCCUAACCUAUAUACUUUUGCCAUCUCAGCAGGUCUGAUGUUGCACUGAUAUUGUCUUUAAUGUUAAUUUUCUUUUUUUAUUUGGAUUUUCUUUAACUUAGUACAGUAUACAUUAAAAACCAUGACAUAAAGUUGUAGAGAUGAACCAACUGUCAUUUCUGUAAAUACGUUUUACUGGUGCUGUAGAGUUUCUUCUGGAGUCUCAACUGCUUUUUAUGCAGAUAUUAAAUCAUCGAUGCCAUUUUCAUUUAAAGAUCUACUUUUACACCAUGUAGGAAUACACUGCUGUUCGGUCGAGCCUUCCCUUUUGAAGGAUUUGUUGUGCUACAAAAUGCUUUUGAAAUGAAACUCUUGACUGAGAGAUGUUUCACUGAACAUCUGUACACUGGGUAGCCACGACAGAUCUCACCUACAGUUUUAAUAUGUGGUUUUCCAUGGUUGGAUACCUGUGAUGUGCUACCGACGUCCAGUUCAUAGCACUUAAGAUCAGGCUCGCAUGGAUUCUGCGGCUGUAGAAUUUCAACGACAUCUCGGCAGAUUUUAAACAAAUAGAGAUGCUGCUCGUCAAACUCAGAACGUGUGUUGUUUUCAGUUAGCAUUGAGAUCAAAGCUAGUGCCGCACUGUGACAAUGUAUAUUUUAGAUUUUAGAUUUUCUGCUUUAAAACCGGAGACAUGCAGUCAGAUGUGCAGUAAAUCAGUGGGGUUGGUGGCUCAAGGCUUCAGUAUUUGACAGCCUGGCCAUGAAACCCAGCAGUGGACUAUCUUUGUCCUGAUUCGUUGACACCCAGAAACAUCCCAGACAGCAAAAUAAUCCGAAAAUACAGGUGGAGUGCGAUGUCUCUGAGGAUGGAGGCACCACCACACACUUCUAGUGAGUCAUAAAGGGAGAUUAUUUUUGUAUGAGUCUAAAUAUUGUCUUUCCGGGAAAUCCUCCUUAGUAUGCCUACAAAUCCCUCCAAAAGUGAGAUUUUCUAAUCUGUCACUACUUAAUUGAUUGCUGAUUAAUUUUCUAGCACAACAAAUUCUCGAGGGGUUUUCAAACUAUUACAGCACUACAGUUUUUGGCAUACUAAAUUAGUGGACUGUGUUUUUUCCCCCCCUAAAUGUUGGGAUAAACAUGCUGCUGGAGGACUUGAUUUCAAAGUUCACUCCCAACAGCAUUAUCUUUAUUUUUGAUAUAGAUGUUUAGAUUUGCCAAGUCUCUAAUCAUGUGUUUAUUGGGAAGAGGCCUGGCGUGUGCUCCAGGGUCUGUUUACAUGAAGCUACUGAAGUGGUCCUCUGCCCCGACUCAUUUCAUGUGUACUGUGUGGAUUUUGCUUCGCUUGUGAUUGUUGGUUGUGGUUUUUUGGUUUUGUUUUUUUACGAUUGGUUUCUUAUUUGACUCUCCUGCCCUAGGAUAAAUGGGUCAGUCUGGUUUUUAUUUUACUAGUUGUUUCUGAUACUCUUGUUUAUGUUUCCUUGUGCAUCCAUUUGGAGCGACUAUAAGCAGUUGUUUUUGAUUGGUGGUAACAUAUAGUUUUCCUGACUGUAAGUGUAACACAAUCAAGUGUUGUAAAGAUAUGUUGUUACUGAUAUUUUGUCAUCAGCAGCAAUGUUGUCUUUAAUUACGAUAUGAUGGUGUUACUGUAGAAAAUCUGUUUAAACAGUCUUUAUCCUGCGCUUUGAGAAACACUGACGCACAAUUUAUACAAAAUAAAUACUAAUUUUUGUAAAUCA